Messenger RNA from Gymnodraco acuticeps, 2956 nucleotides. It is a transcript of the gene rftn2, whose product is annotated as raftlin family member 2. Lineage: Eukaryota; Metazoa; Chordata; Actinopteri; Perciformes; Bathydraconidae. The record is from RefSeq and is a predicted model, not a curated record.
UUGUGGAGGAAACUUUUCUUCCAGAGAGAGAGAGAGAGCGGCUCCUCCUCUCCACGCGUCCGACCUGAGUUCACAUCAGCCGGACACUUUCCCCACAAACAGCCGCCUCCUUUCCUCCGGUUACCGGCUGUUUUCUGCUUUUACAGUGUUUGUAUUUAUCUGUGAGCAGUGCACUCAGAAGGAUUACCGGGGAGGAUGUGAUGGAGCGGUCCCGGUAAAGUUGAAGGCUGAAAAAAAAAUAGCUCCGGUUCUCCCACCCCGGUCAGCCUGCUGCUGCUCCCCGCCUCAGAGGCCAUGGGCUGCGGCUUGAGGAAGCUGGAAGACCCGGAGGACAGCAGCCCCGGGAAGAUCUACUCCACCCUGAAGAGACCUCAAGUGGAGACAAAAACUGAGACUGUGUACGAGUAUGUGCUGCUGGACUUCAGCCUGGAAGGCAGCCGCCCCACGGUGCAGUACGUGUCUUCGCUCUCCGAGCUGCCCCAGGCUCUGCAGCCGUACUACACUCAGGGCUACGUCCUGACCGCCCUGCAUCCCAUAAUACUGUCUGUGGGCCGGAGCCGAUCGCUGCCCUUCAGCCUGUUAUACCGCGCCAUCAUGGCCCGACCCAGGUCCAGUAAGCAGAUGGCGUCCAUGUGUUACAGCGUGCCGAUGUUGAAGGUGGAGGAGUGGCCGUUACCUGGAGAUUCACUGACGAGCGACACGGUCCGAGCGCUCAUCGACAGGGUGAACAGCAGCGCUCGAGGGGGCGUUCGAUUCGUUGGCUCGGUCCUCCAGCAGGUGAGCGGGGUCACUAACGGUGGAGUUCAUAGCCCAAAGAGGGGCUGCCGCUCCCCCCCCAGAUCCCCCCCCCGAACUCCACCUGGAGACGCAGAGCUGGAGGAGCACACCUACAGUCCUGACCUGAGGCUGCUGGUGUUCUUCCACUGCUGGGCUCCGGGCUGCUCUCCUCUCGACUCGCUGGCCUGUCAGUACCACCAGGGGGCGCUCUCCAUGCGCGUCUCCAGGAAGGGUCAGGUGGUCAGCUCCCUGGAAGCUGAUUGGCUGGAGCUCACCGCCGCUUACUACCGAAAAGGCUGGUCGCUGGUGGACUCCUUCGUGUACUGGGACACGCCCAAAGGCGAGCCGGUGCCCAGAUCCCUGGAGGGACUGUUUGUGUACGAAGAGAGGAGCACCUCUCCUCCCGCCAACGACACCAUCGUGGUGGAGCAGUGGACCGUAAUAGAGGGCUCUAAUGUGAAGACGGACUACGGACCCCUGCUUCACACGCUGGCUGAGUUUGGUUGGCUGCUCACCUGCGUGCUGCCCACUCCCAUCAUCCGCCACGACAGUGAUGGGAAUCUGGCCACGAAGCAGGUUGUGUUUCUGCAGCGUCCGGUCAGAGGUCAGGCAGCGGGGCAACAGAGGAUCCCGACCCUCUCGGUGCACAGCGAGGUUUCCAAUCGCUCCGUGAGUCGGUCGGUCAGCAGCCCCCUCUCCCCCCCCGAGGAUCCCUCUCCCACCGCGGGGGGCAUCGGGGGCUUCCCAGUGUUCGGGGGGGGGUAUCCCAGCGCCUUGUCCCACCUGGAGGAGGGGGGCUUCGAGCAGGAGGAGGGGAAAGCUGAGGUCACCUGCAUGUGAGACGGAGGAUUACUGAAGGAAAAUCCACGGACUUUUUUUAUUUAACAGAGACUUUAACGUAGAAGAACUCUGCACUUUUAUAAUAACAAAAAUGUUUUUCAUGAAGCCAUAAUGAGGAUGAGGUAUACUUUUAGAUCUAUGUCCAGACUUUAAGAUAUGUUAAGGGAAGAAACACAUACACACUUUAUGUUCUUCAAGUGCACAUGGGAAAUGGUCACAUUAAAGCACAGAUUUCUGCACAUUUUUGGAAACACUGGUGGUGAUAUGUGGUAAAAUGGCACCAGCUCACAUCAUUUUAAAAGUUGAAUUCCUUCACAGUUAAACACAUUUUAUUUUCCCAUUAUUAUAUAUGUGUGUACAUGUUCUUCCACACCUUCAUAUGCGCUCCUUGUAUUUCAAAAUAAAAGCUCCUCUCCUAUGAAAGGAAGGUUAUUCAGGUCACUUUAUUCCUGUGUACUUUGGUACUGACAGUAGUACAUUUGUACACAUAACAGUAGUUCUCUGAGGAAAGUCUGAAGUAUUUUCGAGUUCUGGUGCUAUGAGGAUUCAUAUCAGUGUUUUUAACCUCCCUCCUAAUUCGUGCCAUUUCAUAAUCAUUCUGAAAAUGGUUGUGUCUCAUCAUGCAUACAUUUAAAAGUAUUAUUUCAUAUCUCAUCAGCCAUGAUAUGCAUUGUUUUCCUUUAGUGCAAAGUGCUGUUUUGCAGCUUGUAUGGUACUGGAAAUACACCUGCUGCUUUUCUUAUAUUAAUACAAUAACAUAUGUAAUUCCUUAAAGGGUAACUCCGCCUAUUUUAUGCAUCAAAGUGUGACUACAUGUCUCUGUAAAGUAGUUGUAUAAAGCAUCAGUUUGUUCUAAGGACUACAAGUGGUUCUGUUGCAUUGUGGGUAAUGUAGGCGACAGGUUUAGAAUAGGAACACAAUCAUGAAUUGUAUACUUUUUUUUUUAAAAACGGUAUGUGAACAUUGUUAUAGGAGGGAAUAUGUUAAGUGGAGUCCUAUAAAAGCAACGAAAGGGAUUUUUUUUUAAGAGGACACAAUGCUGUUAUAUAUAUAUAUAUAUAUAUAUAUUUAGAUGUUAGCAACCAUUGUGCAGAUUUGGGUUUCAGAUAAAUGUGAUGCAUGUUAUUUUGCUUUUUUGGGGUAAAGAGAUGAAAUGCAACUAGUUCAGGUAUAUCAGUGAUGUACAUACCACUCAUUUAUACAUGUUUUAAAUGUAUUAAACUCUCCAAUUCUGCGUCAGCAUUUACUACAUUUCAGUAUUACAUUUCCAGCCUUUCAUCUAAUUUUGUUUUGCAGAUUUGUAAAUUUUUAUUGUAUUAAACAUUUAUUUCCCAUGGUU